Messenger RNA from Zingiber officinale, 1607 nucleotides. Its product is annotated as mannan endo-1,4-beta-mannosidase 6-like. The record is from RefSeq and is a predicted model, not a curated record. The coding region runs from base 144 to 1454 and encodes 436 amino acids. Gene Ontology annotation, molecular function: hydrolase activity, hydrolyzing O-glycosyl compounds. The transcript is spliced from 5 exons. Lineage: Eukaryota; Viridiplantae; Streptophyta; Magnoliopsida; Zingiberales; Zingiberaceae.
UAUAAACAGGAAGAUAUAAACAGGUCUCCCGCGUACAGCUCAAUAUAAACAGGCAGGCAGGCAGGCAUGGAUUGGGUGCCUACGCGAGCGGAAUUAAUACGUACUUGUUCGUAUUAACAAUUAAAAGAAUCCAGCAGCUGGUCAUGGGCCCUCUCUCUCUGCUCUUCUUGCAGACCAUUCUUAUUCUUGGACGGGCUCCAGUCGGACGAUCAGCAAGUGGUGGCGGAGAUGAGGAGGAGUAUUGGGGGAUGGUGAGGAGGGAAGGGAAGCAGUUCGUGGUGGGAGGAGGGCGGCAGCCUUUCUACGUGAACGGAUUCAACGCGUACUGGCUUAUGCUGCUGGCGGCGGAUGAGUCGACGCGGGCCAAGGUGAGCGACGCGUUCAGGCAGGCGUCGUCGGUGGGUCUGACGGUGUGCCGAACCUGGGCGUUCAACGACGGGGGAUGGAGAGCGCUGCAGAAGGCGCCUUCUGUUUACGAUCAAGACGUCUUCAAGGCAUUAGAUUUUGUGGUGAGCGAAGGGAGAAAAUACAAGAUUCGGCUAAUUCUUCCGCUCGUUAACAACUGGGAAGGAUACGGAGGGAAGGCUCAAUAUGUAAAAUGGGGGAAAGCUGCAGGGUUAAACCUUACUUCUGAUGAAGACUUCUUCACCGAUCCAACUGUAAAAGGAUACUAUAAAGCUCAUGUGAAGACAGUUCUCACCAGAGUUAACACAUUCACUAACAUCACGUACAAAGAUGACCCGACCAUUUUCUCAUGGGAGCUGAUGAACGAACCUAGAUGUCUCUCGGACCCAUCUGGCAAUAAGCUUCAGGAUUGGAUUCAAGAGAUGGCAGUUCAUGUGAAGUCCAUUGACUCGGAUCACCUACUGAGCACCGGAACAGAAGGGUUUUACGGCAUUUCUACGCCUGAAAAAUUGUCGCUCAACCCCAACCCUGUGGCAGGCCAAGUAGGAACCGAUUUCAUCAGAAACCACAAAACCCUGGGAAUCGAUUAUGCCUCUGCACACAUCUACCCAGAUAUUUGGAUAUCCAAGUCAGUAUCCAAUGACUUCCUCCAGUUUGCAACAAAGUGGAUGCGAAAUCACAUCGACGACACGGAGAGUGUGCUACGGAUGCCGGUGGUGUUCGGAGAGUACGGUGUGUCGUCCAAGGACGAAAAGUUCAACGCGACGUUUCGGAACGUGUUCAUUGACGCUGUCUACUCGACGUUGUUGAACUCGACGAGGAGGGGUGGGAGUGGCAGUGGUAGCCUGCUGUGGCAGCUGUUCCCGGAGGGGACUGAGUACAUGGACGACGGCUACGGGGUGGUGCUCACCAAAGCUCAUAAUACCUCCAACAUCAUCUCGCUGCAGUCGAAGAGGAUCCAAAUUUUUAACUCCAGGUGCUCGUGGAAAUGCCACUGGAGCUGCAAGAAGAAGAGCCCUUCUCAUCCUCAUCUUCACCGUGAACUAUAAUUGACAUGCAUCUACUAUGUGUUCACGUACGUGUAUGAAUUAUAUAUGUGUAUAAUGUAUGGAAUGUGUGUAUAUAUCGUGUGAUUAAUUAAUUCCUUUCAUUACGUAUACAAACUAAGAUAGAAACUAGUGAAAGAUAAUAACAAUAGGACA